This is a messenger RNA of Myzus persicae (green peach aphid), 1693 nucleotides long. RefSeq lists its product as uncharacterized. The record is from RefSeq and is a predicted model, not a curated record. The transcript has 4 exons. Lineage: Eukaryota; Metazoa; Arthropoda; Insecta; Hemiptera; Aphididae. The coding region runs from base 751 to 1083 and encodes 110 amino acids.
UAUGUUAUCAGAGAUGACUAUCUAUACAAUAUUUAUGUAUAAGUAUAACAUUACUAUUAUGUGUUCCGCCGUCGUGCGUUAAUAAUAAAUAAGUCAGUUGUGCCUUGUCAAUGCGUGUAAUACGUGCUCUCUAAUUCCUAAUACAAAUGCGUAACAGAUACUAGAUAGUAAAUUAGUAACUAGUAAGGCGAAUAAAAAUUAAAUACCAAUAUUGCAUAGUAUCAUUAUUCAUUGGUGAUGGUGCUAAUGAGUUACUUGAUACAUUGGGAUUAACUGAUAAAACUGUGAGACAUAUUAUUUGAGGGAUUGGAGACAUAUUGAGUUCCACAGAAAAUCCUUAUAAUCAAACAGUUACAGAACCAUAUUAAUUAUUAUCAGGUGAGAUUUUUGGUCACGUUGUAAUUGAGUUAAAAAAACAACCGAAAAAGUGUGACUUUGGUGAGUUAACUAACAAUUUACUCAGCCUUAGAAUAUUUUUGGCAUUUAAGACAAGGAAUUACUAGAAAUGCCAUCACAGGAACAAAAUUUAAUACUAGACCAUACAAUUGGAUGUUGUAGAGGCUGAAGCAGCAAGGCAAAACUAAACUGUGUAGUAAUCGCUGAAUGUGAAACAAACUACUGUGCUCUAAAUCAAUGGUAGACUCUGUUUCAAGUAAGUAACAAGGCUAAUAAGAAGUGGAACAUUAAGUGUGGAAGAUGUCAUCAGUGCGAAAAGAUAAGACAUUUUUCAAAUAGUUUAAUUGAAUUCAAAUGUUCAUAUUAUGUUCUGAUAAAAGUUUAACACCACCCUGUGACUACCAAACUAAGAAAAAUGGCAUGAAAAAGUUUCCAGAAGAUCCUGAAAACUGGAAUCCAAUACAGUUAUUAAACCAAAUGAAACCUGGUAUACAAUAUAUUGAAACUCAAAUCAGUUUAUGUCCAUCAAUUUUCCAUGUGAGCUUUAAAACUGGCGAUCUUUUCUUCUUAGGCCAAGGAUCAUUGAAAAAAGAAGCCAAGAUGAAUUGCUGUAUUGCAGCUAUCAAAUAUUUUUACGGAUUUGAUUUUCAUGCUAUAGAAGAUGAUUAUUCAUUCACUAAGAAAUAAACAUAUUAUUUAUAAUAAUACAGUGUAUUCACACAACAGGUACCAAUAAAUAUUUUAGUUUUAUUACCUUGUUUUAGAACUAAAGGGAAUAUCAAAUUACAUGUUUGACGAAAUUUAAAAUUUUAAACAGUAUGUGCAUGUGCAGGACAACUUACAUUUUUUUAAACAGCAACGCCAUUUUUAUUUUUGGAUAAAUAAUUUUUUUUAAUGAUUUUUGAUACAUUUCUAUUAAUCUAAACAUAAUUUGUGGUUAUUGUAAAAAAUAACUUUACAGAUUGUACAAUAAUUACUAUAUUAAAAAAAAAGAUAAAAUGUUGAUACAAAAAGUUUUUUUCUAACUAUAAAAUAGACAAAGUUGAGUAAUAAACUGAAAUUUGAAUUUAUGUAUAAUCUAUGUUUAAACUACUUUCAACUUAAAUUCGAAAAUCAAAAUAAUAUCUGAUAUUAACAAUAUUACAAUAUUUCCAUUGUAGAUAAAUAAGUUGUAAAUAAGCACUUAUUUGUUUUCAUAAUAAUAUCAGACAUAAUUUGGAUUUUGGAGUAGAAGUUAGAAAUAAUUAUUACAUUGAUCAAAGGCAAUCAAUUGAAAUAUUUAGUUGUAUUUCUUAGC